UAGACGGAGUUCAGAAGCUCAAAGUGAAUAAUGUUAGAGUUGGGGCACAGAAGUAAAUUUGCUCUGUGCGCUAGUGGCAUCUUUAUCUGUUAUUUCUAUUAUGGAAUCUUACAGGAAAGGAUUACAAGAGGACAGUACGAUGACGAAAGAUUUACGUACAGUAUGGCUCUUGUGUUCAGUCAAUGUUUAGUAAACUACUUGUACGCUGUAGUUAUGUCCAAAACUGUUCUCAACCAGGGAGAGGAUAGAACACAGACCUCCUACUACACCAUGUGCUCCCUCUCCUACCUCAUCGCCAUGGUCUCCAGCAACAAGGCUCUCAUGUGGGUCAACUACCCAACACAGGUUAUUGGUAAAUCCUGCAAACCUAUUCCUGUCAUGAUCCUUGGUGUAAUACUAGGACGGAAAUCGUAUCCUCCUCUCAAGUACUUCUUCGUCUUCCUUAUUGUGGCCGGGGUCGCCUUGUUCAUGUACAAGGACAAGGCGGGGAGCAGCAGUGAGGAGAUGGGACUGGGUAUUGGAGAAAUGAUGCUAAUUCUUUCUCUGGCUUGUGACGGUAUUACAGGGGCUAUUCAGGAAAGAAUGAAGAGUGAAUACCAGACAAAGUCCGGGCACAUGAUGAAGGCAAUGAACCUCUGGUCGAUGUUGUUCCUUGGAGUUGCUCUAGGAAUAACUGGAGAAGGUUUUGAGUUCAUUGGAUUCGUAAGCCGACAUCCUGCAGUUCUUUGGCAGAUAUUGACAUUUUGUGUUGCCAGCGCUUUUGGUCAGUUCUUCAUCUUCAUGUGUGUCAGUGAUUUUGGACCUCUGCCGUGCUCAAUAGUUACAACAACCAGAAAGUUCUUCACUGUCCUCGCCUCCGUUCUCUUUUUCGGGAAUAGUUUGAUUACGCGGCAAUGGAUCGGAGUUGGACUCGUCUUUGCUGGACUAUUCAUGGACGGAGCUUAUGGCAAACGUAAAGAAGGUCACAAAGUACAAAGCGGAGUCAAGGAAUCCGUGUGAUCACUAGAUGUGAGCAAACCAACAAUGUGAUAUCUACCGCACUAUCUUUCCAUCAUUAAAUAGCAUUUUUUAGAUCUUUCUUAUUUUACACAUUGAUAUAUCAGCUUUUGUUACA
This is a messenger RNA of Eurytemora carolleeae, 1114 nucleotides long. It is a transcript of the gene meigo, whose product is annotated as solute carrier family 35 member B1. The transcript has 12 exons. Gene Ontology annotation, molecular function: UDP-galactose transmembrane transporter activity; UDP-glucose transmembrane transporter activity. Gene Ontology annotation, biological process: UDP-galactose transmembrane transport. NCBI's taxonomy places the organism in Eukaryota, Metazoa, Arthropoda, Copepoda, Calanoida, Temoridae. The coding region runs from base 31 to 999 and encodes 322 amino acids. Gene Ontology annotation, cellular component: endoplasmic reticulum membrane; Golgi membrane. The record is from RefSeq and is a predicted model, not a curated record.